This is a messenger RNA of Micropterus dolomieu (smallmouth bass), 5693 nucleotides long. It is a transcript of the gene ncam1b, whose product is annotated as neural cell adhesion molecule 1b. The transcript is spliced from 21 exons. NCBI's taxonomy places the organism in Eukaryota, Metazoa, Chordata, Actinopteri, Centrarchiformes, Centrarchidae. Bases 30 to 3629 code for a protein of 1199 amino acids. Gene Ontology annotation, molecular function: cell-cell adhesion mediator activity. Gene Ontology annotation, biological process: axon guidance; homophilic cell-cell adhesion; dendrite self-avoidance. The record is from RefSeq and is a predicted model, not a curated record. Gene Ontology annotation, cellular component: plasma membrane; axon.
AUGAACCCCAUUGUGCAUCUUUUCCACGGAUGCCAUGCCAGUGCAAAGGCAGGGGGGACAACACACAAAUAUACAUAACCAUAUCACCAGGGGACUAUAAUCCCAUACAAGCUGUGAUUUCACUGGAAGUUCAGAUCACACCAAGCCAGGGUGAGAUUAGCCUUGGAGAGUCCAAAUUCUUCAUGUGUGAAGUUGUAGGUGUUGCCAGGCAGAUAGACUGGUUUGGACCAAGUGGGGAGAGGAUAGAACCGAACAGACCAGACAUAACAGUAACCCGUAAUGAUGAGUCAUCUUCCAUCCUCACACUGUAUAAAGCUGGGACUGAAAAUGCAGGGACGUACAAGUGUGUUGCUACCAAUGGAGACCAGCAAGGGGAGUCAACUGUCAAAGUGAAGAUCUUCCAAAGAAUCACCUUCACAAGUGCACCCUCACCACAAGAGUUUACUGAAGGAGACAAUGCCAACAUUGUUUGUGAUGUCGUCAGUUCGCCUCCACCCACAGUCCUCUGGAAAUAUAAAGGAGCAAAAAUACAGAUGGAAAAAGAUGUUCGUUUUAAAGUACUGAGCAACAAUCACCUUCAAAUCCGUGGCAUAAAGAAGACAGAUGAGGGCUCAUAUACCUGCGAGGGUCGCCUCAUGGCCCGCGGCGAGAUUGAUCUGCGGGUCAUCAAGGUCGUUGUGAAUGUGCUCCCGACCAUUAGGGUAUGGCAGUCAGAGGUGAAUGCCACAGCAGAUGUUGGGCAGCCGGCCACGUUGACUUGUGCUGUUGAUGGCUAUCCCGAACCCAUGGUGACCUGGACAAGGAACGAAGUAGUUCUCGAGGCAGGAGAGAAGUACAGCUUUAAUGAAGACGGCUCAGAAAUGACAUUAUUGGAAGUUACCAAGCUGGACGAAGGAGAGUACACCUGCAUUGCAAAGAACAAGGCUGGUGAAAGUGAGCAGGAACUCAGUCUGAGAGUGUUUGUCAAACCUAAGAUCACAUACAUCGUAAACCAGAGCACCUCAGAGAUGGAGGAGCAGGUAACUCUGACUUGCGAGGCAUCUGGAGAUCCAACUCCCACCAUCAACUGGAGCUACGGUGAGCGCGUCUUCACUGAAGGAGAGCAGGCACAUCUAAACAGGAUCUAUCAGGCAUCAUGGACUCGGCCCGAGCAACACAAGAGUCUGGAUGGAAAUGUAGUGGUGAGGAGUGAUGCUCGUGUGUCCUCCCUCACUCUGAAAUAUGUCAAGUAUUCAGACGCUGGUCAGUACGUCUGCACAGCACGCAGUGCCAUUGGAGAGGAUGAUCAGUCGGCAUAUCUGGAGGUCCGCUAUGCCCCUAAGAUCCACGGUGCAGUGGCAGUGUACACCUGGGAGGGAAAUGCUGUCAAUAUCAGCUGUGAGGUCGUGGCUCAUCCCAGUGAUGUCUCUAUUGAGUGGCUGAGAGAUGGACUGCAGCUCCCCAACUCAAACACCACCAACAUUAAGAUAUUCAGAACUCCAUCAUUCAGCUACCUUCAGAUAACCCCCGAGUAUGAAAAUGACUUUGGGAGCUAUAACUGCACUGCUUCAAAUGAGAUGGGUACAGAGUCAAAGGAGUUCCUCCUCAUUCAGGCCGAGGUGCCAUCACCUCCAUCCAUCAGUGAGGUGAGGCCCUUCUCCACCACAGCACAGAUCCAGUUUGAGGAGCCUGAAUCUACUGGAGGUGUUCCUGUAUUGAAAUACAGAGUGGAGUGGAGGACCCGGGGCAAAGGCAGCUGGGUGCAGAGGAUCCAUUAUGGCUCCAUCAGUGAGGUGACUAUCACAGGCCUGAAGCCAGAGACCAGCUACGAAGUGAAGUUGUCAGCCAUCAACGGCAAGGGUGAAGGUGAAAGCAGCCCAGCUGAGUUCUUCAAGACAGAGCCUGUCCGGAAUCCCAAUCCUCCUAAACUCGAAGGGGCACUUCAACCCAAAGGCAACUCCCUCAAAGUCAGCUGGAUCAAGCAGGACGAUGGCGGCUCACCCAUUUUACAUUACCUCAUCCGCUAUAAACCACUAGAGGCACCAGAUUGGAAACCAGAAAUCCGGAUGCCCAGCGGCAGCGAGUAUGUGGUUCUCAGCGGGUUGGAGUGGGACACAGAAUACAAUGUCUAUGUGGUGGCAGAGAAUCAGAAGGGCAAGUCCCCGCCAGCAACCAUGUCCUUCAGGACGUCCACAGAGCCAGAUGCCAUCCCAGAUUUGGGUGAUGAGGCAGCGCUCUCCAUGGGCAUCAUGCUCUGGGCAGGGAUUCUUGUAGUAGCAUUUGUACUCCUGCUGCUGGCUGUGGAUGUCACCUGUUACUUUGUCAACAAAUGUGGCCUCAUCAUGUGCCUCUGCGGCAAAUCAGGCACAGGGACCAAAGGACACAACUUGGAGGAGGGCAAGGCAGCCUUCAUGAAAGAUGAGUCCAAAGAGCCAAUAGUGGAAGUCAAAACAGAGGAUGAGUGCACAGCCAACCAUAACGCAGCAGGGCCGACAGAACCCAAUGAAACCACACCUCUCACAGAGCCAGAGCUGGCGGCUUUCACUGCUGCUCUGGCACUGGACACGCUCUCCUCCAUAGCCACCAACUCUGACACAGCCACUGCAACAAUUGACCCCGCUCAGGACAGCCCCUCUAGCGAGACCACUACCCUCACUUGUAGCCUGUCUACCCCUGCCAAUGACCCCUCAGAGCCCUCACCUACCCUUGUUCCGGCUCCGACUCCAGAGUCGAACACCGCCCCACCGACUCCCCUCAUCUCCACCUCUGCCGUCGAAGCUAAAAUGGCCCCGUUAGUAGAACAAAGAGGAAGUAACCCCCCAGAAGAACAGGAGAAAAUAACCACUCCUCCAUGUACCCCUGAAUGGACUAAAGCUCAAAAAUCCGGGACACCGAUACCACCAAAGCGCAGACACUCUCCUAAACUCGCCGCUCUGAAUGCUAAAGGUAGCCCCCCCGUAUCUCCCCUGGCUGCGUCUUCCUCAUCAUCCUCUCCCACUCUCGACACCAAGAAACCUGCACCGAAGCCACCAGUCAGCAAGCUUCCUAUACAGCCACACACUGUAGCCUUAGACACUGAGACUCCAGCACAAACUGCCCCUCCAAAACCAGACCCUGAUUCAAAUACAACGGCCCCAGAUCCCUGCGGGUUUAGCCUUACUGCCUUUGACACUAAUAAUAAACCUGUUGACCAAACUUUUGAUAGUAACAAUCCCACUGCCAAAGAUGCUGCAACCAGCUCUCCUUCCGUGAUCCACGGGGCUCUUAAAGUCCUGGAUGCUGAAGAAUCUGCUCCUCUAGUUGCAGAUGUCCCAACCCCUCUACCUGUUACAGCUAUUUCUUCUACUCCUGCCCCCACUGGUCUUGAGGCACCAGUCUCAAAUGAUCUCCUCACAUCGGCGUCCGACACGUAUGACUUUCUAACCCCCAACGUGGGGCCCAAAAUUGCAAAUUUAGAGUUCGAGCUGACAAACGGGACAGAAAUACCCUCCCUGCCACCCGCAGACCUUAUUAGCUUAGAGAGUCCGCCCUCUGCCCCCUCUCUGACCAAUGGAGAUGGAGCAGACCUCCCCCCCUCAGGCCCAGUUCUGGAGGCAUCAGAGACUCUGGCCAAGACUGCUCCUGUCAACGAUGAGUACGGCUCCCUCUAGAGGUUUCUGUGUGUGAAGAUUUUUUCUGAUGAGAAAGGGAAGCUGGAAGAGGCAGAAUUUUCAAACACCCUGACGGCAAUCGCUGCAGAACACAACAGUGUCAUACAGACAAAUACCACCGAGAGCAAAGCAUGAUGGGCCGGGGAAACCCCAGCCUAAUCCAAAACAUUUUUGCAGCAGCAACGAGCGAGAAACACUGAAGGAGUUUUGAUUUCCAGUGCCCUUAACUACAUAUUGAAAACAACACACGUUAAUUUCUGGUUUCAUUCAUGAAAUGUUUACUACACCCAAGGAGUUUAUCAUUAGGUCAUAAGAGAUUUAUUUUAUUUUUUUAUUGUUAUUUUAUUUAACCAGUCAGGACAAUUAAAGAAGAAUCUCUUAUUACAAUGAUCACUUGGUAAAAUAUGAAAUUAGACUCGACUUUCUGUUGUGCUUAUAGUUUGAAUUGCAAUUGUGCACAAAUCUUGGAUUAAUAUGACAAAUGGAGGAGAAAAAAAACCUGACUAUAUAUAUAUAGAUAUAUAUAUAUAUAUAUAAAAAAUUAUUUUUCUUAUUUUCAUGUUCAACUGUUCAAAUGUGAAACUGUUUGAAUUUUUUGGUUUUGACUCUUUAAUUUGUGGGCUAGUCUCAUUAAAUAGCUUGUUCUGCAUGUCUGACCUGCAAGUGGUUGUAAAGUUUUGUUUGCAAGGUUUAUGGUUUCACUUUGUCUGUUACAGAGAUGUGUCAUCUCUCACAGAUACGCUGGCAUUGAUUAAACAUAGGCCCGAGUUCAAUAUUAUAACCAUAUUUGCUAUGGUUAUAAAAAUACAGGAUUAACCCACAGCCAGCUGCAGGGGAAAAGAGACUAACAGAGAAUCACAUCGACAGUGUGCAUGAUCAGAUCAGAUUUGGCCUAUUUUAUGAUCAAAUGUAUUCAGUCUGUCACUGCCUUACCACAGUGUUAGUUAAAAAUAUUAAUAAAAAUGCGUUUAAUUAAAAGAGGCAACUCGUAAACACAAAUGUUCACAGAAAGACAAAAAAAUGCCAGCAGAACUGCUGAUUCUCAGCCAAGGGUUGAAGAACCGCGAAUCAAGCGAAUGUCUUAUGAUCUUGCGCUAAAUAUAUACGCCACGUAUUUGUUUGGGGGGCAACAACUAUGAUAGCUAUUGUUUCUUCCUCACAUUAAAGCAGAUCAAAGGUCUGGCUUUGUGCUUUGAGUUGUGCUUUUGAAGCAAAAAAUAAAUAAAAAAGCCUUUUUGUACUAUUUAAAAACUACAAAGAUUUCUUUUCCAUUUCCUGCCUGCAAGCUUGUGCACUGUGCCUGUGUGUCAAUAGAUUGUCUUGUCAUCAGUUUCUAUGAUAAUCUGCAUAGCUUUGUCGUGAGAGAUUUAGCCUAUUCUUUUUAUUUAAUAUAUUGUAUUAUUAGAAGAAAAGUAUGAUAAAUGGACUAAUGUGGUCAUUAUAACACGUGUAGUGUAUAAAUCUGUCCGUCUCUGGUCACAGCACUAUAUAUUGCCAGCUAUAGUGAAGGAAGGUGUUUUGAGCCUUGGCAUGAAUUCAGUCAGUACUUCAUAACGUGUAACUACAAGGCAGAUAGACGUGCCCAUGUUUGUUUGAGGGGGAAAUAAUUCUCAUAUUGAUUUAAUAAGUGUUACCUUUGGGACUUAUUCUGGAAUUACAACACAUUGUUUUUAUUUCUCUACCCCCCAACCCCAGUUUUUAUUCAAGUGUUCUGUAAUGUGGUCUUUGAAUUUCUUUUUUUAGUUUUUGUCUUUUUGUACAAAAAUCACUCACCAAGAGCGACUGUUUGACAAGUUCAGGACACCAUUGGCAGGAAGCAAGGUGGUCCACCUGAGACAGGCGAUUAAACUUUUUUUUAAAGCUUUAGAUAAUAGAUGUAAUGUCAAGAGAAGUGAAGUAUAUAACAAAAACGACAAGCUUGUACUCCACUGCUGUUACCUGACCACCUUGCUCCCUCGCCUCUGGACGCUCCUUUUGGUUUUACUGGGUCAAACUCAGAAAAUAUCUGUUGUGUACAGUCUGAGUGCUAACCCAUUUACAAAAUAAAACAUUUUCCGAAUCUAA